Messenger RNA from Rhinocladiella mackenziei CBS 650.93, 1071 nucleotides. RefSeq lists its product as uncharacterized. The transcript has a single exon. The record is from RefSeq and is a predicted model, not a curated record. Gene Ontology annotation, cellular component: RNA polymerase II transcription regulator complex. The coding region runs from base 1 to 1071 and encodes 356 amino acids. Gene Ontology annotation, molecular function: DNA-binding transcription activator activity, RNA polymerase II-specific; transcription cis-regulatory region binding. Lineage: Eukaryota; Fungi; Ascomycota; Eurotiomycetes; Chaetothyriales; Herpotrichiellaceae.
AUGUCCAAACCAGACCCAACACCCACGCCGACUCGCAAUACACUCAAUCAACGUGCCUCACGCGCCCGGCGCAAAACAUAUAUCAACGAUCUCGAGCGGCGUGUGCGCGAAUUCGAAGCCCAAGGCGUCAAAGCCACCGAGCAGGUCCAAGUAGCGGCACGACGAGUGGCGGCGGAGAAUCGCUCUUUGAGAGAGGAGGUUCGUGUGCUGAGGGAGCGCAAUGCCGAGUUAGAGAGGAUUUUGGCCGAGAAACGCUCAGACACCGGACUGAGUCCUGGUGCGAUGGAGAGGGAGCUAGAAUAUCUUCUGCGACAGAAAACCACGCAACGGCCGCAACGGAGUCGAAGAGGCGUUGCGAAAUCGCCCUCAACCCAUGUUCACGACGAAGCAAGCACACAGUACCCGUCUCCGCCUGGCGACCACGAGGGGCCUGGCGUAAUGGCUAUUAGGAUGCCCUACACGACUCCAAAUACCUCUGUACCUUCCCCGCAAGCUGCCGAUGCGGUAGGCCCGGACCCACACAUCGAACCAAAUCUCGAGAUCGAAUGCGCAGACGCAAACAGAAACGAAAAUCAAGACACCUUCGAUCCGGGUACAGUCCGCUUACCCUCAUCUCCAUCCAUCAACACUCUCGACGACGUCCUCCCCGACGCACAAGACGAGAGCAUUCACGAGGACGACGACACCUUCCCAUUCUCCAAAUAUGAUUCUCAUCGGUGCUCUACGAAACCCACCAGGCAUUCUUCCUUAUACUCACCCAUGUCGCCUGCGCCAUCGCGGCCGCACUGUGCACCCAUGACACAGCCAAACAGCACGCCCUGCGCCCAAGCCGCGCUCAUCAUCGCCAGCAUGCGCGGUCUCUCUUCGAUGGACUCGGCAGUGGAAAUGGAGAUAUUGCCAGAGCUGGGCUGUAGUACUGCGCGCACCCGAGGGAGCUAUGACAAUGGUAAUGAGGGGUAUAUGGAUGGCCGGGUUGGUCGUACAUCCGCCCUUCCGGACGCGGAUAAAUGUGCAGUGGACAAUGCGCAGUUAUUUGGAAUUCUAGAUAGAGAGAGAGAAGUCGAAACUUGA